AUGGCGGAGACGACGCCGUCGCCGUCAUCGUCAACGUGGGAACAAGGGGAACAGGUGAAUGUGAAUAGUAGUAAUAUGAGUUUAGGAAAGGGUGAUGAUGAUGAAAAGAAUGGGCAAGAGGCAGCAGCAUCAGCUUCUUCAGUGGCAAUGGCAGCAUCGAUGGCGGAGGAUCUGCAGCGUACGGUCAUGCAAUCCACGGACUCUGCCAUUCGUUCAGCUCGCUCUCUCCAACACCACUUGCCCCAAUAUGUCGAAAAAGCCGUCUCCGACUACAGGACCUACGAAAAUGCUUUCUUCACCAAGAUCAAAGAAGGGUUGAUGAGUGCAAGAGAGCACCCAGCCUCAACUCUUGGGAUUGGUCUUACUGCUGCCUUCCUUCUUUUGCCAGGACCAAGAAGGUUCUUCAUCCGCCAGACAUUUAGUCGACUUCAGAGUGAGGAGGCACAAUUUGUUAGAGCUGAGAAGAAUGUAAAGGAGCUAAAUCUUUCAGUUGAUUUGAUGAAGAAGGAGAGCAAGAAACUUCUUGAAAGGGCACUUCUUGCUGAAAAGGAUAUGAAAUAUGGCCAGACUGAUCUCAUGGAUGUGGGAAGUCAAAUUCAAUCUCUAUCUAAAUCUGUUCACAAGGUUGAAUCCCAAGCUGCAGAUUUAAUGGAUGGGCUGCGAGAAAUUCCUAAUAGGGAGGCCUUGAAGCUUAGAGCAGAGGCAAGUUGCUUCAAUGGCAUCAGUUUUGAAAAGGCAGAGGUCUGUGCUGGACAAACGGAUAAUGAAGAUCUCGGAACUAGGACUUCCAGUGUAACAGCUAGGAGAGAUUGA
This is a messenger RNA of Prunus armeniaca (apricot), 813 nucleotides long. The record is from the annotation of a GenBank genome assembly. NCBI's taxonomy places the organism in Eukaryota, Viridiplantae, Streptophyta, Magnoliopsida, Rosales, Rosaceae.